This is a messenger RNA of Aspergillus affinis, 849 nucleotides long. RefSeq lists its product as uncharacterized. Gene Ontology annotation, cellular component: endoplasmic reticulum; lipid droplet. Gene Ontology annotation, biological process: triglyceride catabolic process; phosphatidic acid biosynthetic process. The transcript is spliced from 9 exons. The record is from RefSeq and is a predicted model, not a curated record. Bases 1 to 849 code for a protein of 282 amino acids. NCBI's taxonomy places the organism in Eukaryota, Fungi, Ascomycota, Eurotiomycetes, Eurotiales, Aspergillaceae. Gene Ontology annotation, molecular function: triacylglycerol lipase activity; acylglycerone-phosphate reductase (NADP+) activity.
AUGGAGCGGAAACCUUCGGCGCUGAUCACAGGGUGCGGCAAAGGCGGGAUUGGCCAUGCCCUUGCCUCUCAAUUCAUUGUGGGAGGCUAUACUGUGAUUGCAACUCUCCUCCCCAACGAGGCCCGGGAUCACCUGGAAGACCUUGGAGUUCACGUUUUUGUCUCGGAUGUUACCAGUGAUUCGCAAUGUGAAUCUCUGCUUGAGUCAACCAGAGUUCUGACUCAAGGAAAGCUUGAUGUUUUGAUCAAUAAUGCUGGAAUCGUGUACACGAUGCCAGCUGUCGAUACUGAUGUAUCUCAAGUUGAGAAGAUGUUUGCCGUCAACGUACUGGGGCCCAUGAGGAUGGUACGAGUCUUUCACAAGUCAAUUGUGGCAGCAAAAGGGACGAUCGUAAAUAUCGGCUCCAUUGGUGGUAUUGUGCCAUACAUCUAUGGCGGUCAGUCUCAUAUCCUCUAUUUGCCAUUUGCGGAAACGGUGUUGAUAAAGGUCAAGGUGAUCACUGUGAUUUCGGGGGAAGUGGGCACAAAUAUCUUGAAGAGAGAUUAUGAUGCAUCAUUACCUGCUGAUUCAAUAUUCCAACCGCUUAGUGAAGAGUUCAAGGCGCAUGUACGGCGCACACCCAACACAAUGACUCCAGCCGAGUACGCAUCUGGAGUCUAUGCCGAAGUGCAGAAAAGCUCACCUUCUGCCUGGUUCUGGCACGGAAACCUAACAACCAUCAUCCGGAUAUGGGAUGCCAUGUUACCUCGAACAUUCUGGGAUUGGUUCUUCGCUCGUGACUUCCAAUUUGAUAAGCUGAGGAAAGCGGUGGAGGAAGGAGAAAAGGCGAGAGAGAAGAAGGUGGAUUAA